Molecule: messenger RNA, 1436 nt
Organism: Ochotona curzoniae (black-lipped pika)
Lineage: Eukaryota; Metazoa; Chordata; Mammalia; Lagomorpha; Ochotonidae
Gene: BBC3
Product: BCL2 binding component 3
Exons: 4
Coding region: 183-764 (193 amino acids)
Biological process (GO): intrinsic apoptotic signaling pathway in response to endoplasmic reticulum stress; positive regulation of apoptotic process; release of cytochrome c from mitochondria
Cellular component (GO): mitochondrion
Source: RefSeq, a predicted model, not a curated record
GGCAUGUCUGUGCCAGGUGCCUAGGCCCUCCGCCUCCUCGUCAGUCCGCUGCCAGAUUGGUGGGCAGGGCACACAGACGCACCUACUCCAGACUGCUUUCUCCACGCGGGGCAGUUGGCAGGCAGCUGUUCCAGGUGGAACUUGUCAACUCCGCUUUGGGCUCUGGGGCCCCAAGGAGCGCCAUGGCCCGCGCACGCCAGGAGGGCAGCUCUCCGGAGCCCGUAGAAGGCCUGGCCCGCGACAGCCCGCGCCCCUUCCCGCUGGGUCGCCUGGUGCCCUCAGCCGUGUCCUGUGGCCUCUGCGAGGCGGGUCUUCCCGCCGCCCCUGCCGUCCCAGCCCUGUUGCCCGCCGCCUACCUCUGCGUCCCCGCCGCCCCGCCCGCCGUCACCGCCGCCCUGGGGGGCCCCCGCUGGCUUGGGGGUCCCCGCAGCCGGCCCCGAGGCCCGCGGCCGGACGGUCUUCCAGCCUCGCCGUCCCCGGCCGAGCAGCACCUGCAGUCGCCCGUGCCCAGCGCCCCAGGGGCCCUGGAGGGCGGCCCCACCCAGCCGGCCCCGGGAGUCCGGGGCGAGGAGGAGCAGUGGGCCCGCGAGAUCGGGGCGCAGCUGCGGCGGAUGGCGGACGACCUGAACGCGCAGUACGAGCGGCGGAGACAAGAGGAGCAGCAGCGACACCGCCCCUCGCCCUGGAGGGUCCUGUACAAUUUCAUCAUGGGACUUGUGCCCUUACCCAGGGGCCAUGGAGCCCCCGAGAUGGAGCCCAAUUAGGUGCCUGCACCCGCACGGGGGACGUCGGGGACUCGGGGGGCAGGACCCCCUCCACCCCCACCCCGCCUUCGGGACGAACUUUCUGCACCAUGUAGCAUACGGGACUCCCGGCCCUGCCCGGCCCCGGCCCGGGUGCACCGACGGCGGACAUGGCUGAACCCGGCGGCGGGGACCGAGAGGGGUGGGGACUGAGCCGCCCACCUCCGCCGCCCACCACCAUCUCAGGAAAGCCUGCUGCUGGCCUGCCCGUCCCAGCCGCAGGGUGACACUGGGCGCCUCUCGGCCCGGUUGCCCCUCCACUUCUGGGCCUGAUCUCAGCAGGCCCCUGGUGCUUCCCCCCCUCCCGCUCCUGGGGAGGGGGCCCGUGAAGAGCAAAUGAGCCAAACGUGGUGACCCCUGGCCUCCCCGGGCGCCCCCCUCCGCACCCAGCCGCCGCGUCCCUGAGCCAGCCGGCGGGUGGUGGGCACGCCUGCCUCCCCGCCAUCUGGGGGAGGCCAGGAGGGGGCCCAGACUGUGAAUCCUGCGCCCUGCCCGUGCCCACCCCGCCCCGUCCCCAUCAGUCCCAUUGCAUAGGUUUAGCGAGAGCACGUGUGACCACUGGCAUUCAUGGGGGAGGGAGGGGGAAGACAGAUGCCGCCCCAGCCUCAGCCCCCCAGGGCCCGGCGCUGGGGG